AUGGUUAUCGUCACUUGUAUCACCAAAAAGGUUGAGUUGUUCUUUUUAAGGAUAAUUAUGGGUGACAGUCUUUUGGUUAGGUUUGCCAUAGGUACGCUUUUGACGUUAUGUGCUCUUGAAAGUUGUACUAAUAGGAAGAUACUUCCAACUUUGCUGAUUUCUCUUUGGACGUUUUGGAAAGUUAGGUAUCGGGGUAUUUUUUGGAAAGGCAAAGUUGAAUGUCUGCCCUUUGUUGAGCAUGCUCUGCAGGUGAUGCUAUUCAAUGUAUAUAGGCUUUGGCAAGUGAGGAGCCUUGGGCAUUGGAAACAUAGCCAAUCUCUUUGGUUUGUUGUGGAACUUUCUUACCCUUCAGGUUUUCAAGUGACUGAAGAAAAAAAAGGGGGAUGUGUUGUUUAA
Messenger RNA from Ilex paraguariensis (yerba mate), 396 nucleotides. The record is from the annotation of a GenBank genome assembly. Lineage: Eukaryota; Viridiplantae; Streptophyta; Magnoliopsida; Aquifoliales; Aquifoliaceae.